Molecule: messenger RNA, 1955 nt
Organism: Microplitis mediator
Lineage: Eukaryota; Metazoa; Arthropoda; Insecta; Hymenoptera; Braconidae
Product: organic cation transporter protein-like
Exons: 7
Coding region: 57-1628 (523 amino acids)
Biological process (GO): transmembrane transport
Cellular component (GO): membrane
Molecular function (GO): transmembrane transporter activity
Source: RefSeq, a predicted model, not a curated record
GCUACGGAAAGUCGUACAGGGCUCACAGCUAUCUAAUAGAUAGUUACUGGAACGAUAUGCAAUUAACAAAGGGAGAAUAUCUUUUACAAGCAUUGGAUGAACUGGAAACAGGUUCAAUAUUUAUUUGGAUUGUCUUUUCUCUUAAUACUGCAACUUCAUUAUUAAAUGGAUUAAAUUCCUUGUCUUAUGUUUUCAUCGCUGAGAUACCCGAAUAUUGGUGCGACAUUCCAGAACUUUCGGAGGCCAAUUGGACUAUUGAUCAAAUAAAAAGUAUUUCUAUAAAUAACGAAUGCCAACAGUAUGAUUACAAUUAUACACAUCUCGUGGACUUGGGAUACGAUAAAUCCGUACAAUAUGUCAAUAAUCUUAUAUUAAUGCCAAAUAUAAUAUUCUGUUCAUCACAUAUGUUCAAUGAGAGCGGAAGGUCAACGAUUGUUAAUGAAUGGCAAUUAGUUUGUGAUAAACAACUAUAUCGAGCCAAUACAUUUCUAGUAUAUGUAUUCGGGAAGGUUUUGGGUAAUGGAAUUUUGGGAAUAUAUGCAGAUCAAUAUGGACGAAAGAAAUUUUUGAUAAUUGGUGUGCUAUUAUAUAUUAUUGUCGGGCCUUUGAGUGCAUUCGUACCAUGGUUUUGGGCUUAUGUUAUUUUAAAAUUCCUUACAGGAAUAAGUAUAGGUGCUAUGUAUUCCACUGCGUACACUCUUUUGUCAGAAGCUGUAAAAAAUCAAAAAAGAAAGAUAUUAUUUGCUGUUGUCGAUUCUAUGUAUUCAGUUGGAAUUUUCUGUCUCAUAAGUAUGGCGUAUUUUUUGCCUAAUUGGAGACACUUACAACUGACAAUGGCAUGUUCCUCACUGCCAAUAAUUAUUGUGAUUUUCUUUUUAUCAGAAUCACCUCGAUGGUUAAUAUCACAAAAUCGUCUUGAUGAAGCUCAGCAAAUCAUCGAAAAAUAUCACAAAUCAUUUAUGAUACCGACUCAUAUUGAAGGAAAUCCAACAAAUGAGCGAACAUUGUCAUCUUCAGAUAGUCCUGCGACAUUGAAUGAAUCUAAAGGUUUUUUCUAUCGUAAUUUCAAAAGCGUAAAAUUUUUAUUUACACAUUCGGAUUUGAGAAAAAAAAUUUUGAUUAUGUACUUAACAAAUUAUGUCACAGCAGUGGUCAGUUAUUCACUUGUUUUUAGUAUCGAUAAUUUCAAAUCAAACCGUUACAUUUAUAUGUCAAUAGUAUCUGUUAAUGAAAUUUUAGCACAUAUGUCGAUUUCAGUGGUCUUAAUGUUUUUGAGCUGUCAAAAAUCAAUCGUUAUAACGUAUACAGCUGGAUUUAUAUUAAUGAUGACAAUUUUAGCUGUCCCCGAAGAAAGUAAAAGCAUAAUUAUGGGAUUAGCAUUAGUAGCAAAAUUUUUUUUGUCAGCAAGUUUUACAAUCAACGUAAUAUUUAUUUCGGAAUUGUUUCCCAGCAACGUUAGAAAUACUGCUAUGGGAAUGAACUUUGUAAUGGGACAAUUUGGAUCCAUGACAGCACCAUAUAUUGUUGAUUUAUUAGGCUACGUUGCUUGGUGGGCUCCUACUACACUUUGUGGUAGUUUAACACUAGUAGCUGGAUUUUUUUGUCUCAUGAUACCUCAAGAAAUUUAAUUACAGGCUAUAGAACGUUCGAAAACAAAUAAUUUUUUUAGGUGUAGAAUAGAGAGACCAUUAAGUUAUUGGUAAGAAAUAAAAAUCCCAAUAAUUAAAUUAUUUUUCUAGGAUGCUCAUUUUUGCCAAUAUCCUCCAUAUUCCUCACAUAUUUUUGAAAUAAUUAAUAAAUUUAUUAUUAUUGUUGUUACGACAUAUGAAAUUCCAUAGUAUCGUAUGUUUUUAACAUUUUAUAUUAUGUUUUAUAUUUAUCGAUAUUUAAUAAAAAUUUUGCAGUUUGUAAUAUAUAUUUUUCAUCGACCAAUGAUAUUUUAAAUGUUAAAUAUU